UGUGGAAUCUGUCGAGCUUCAAGGUUGGGGAUGCUUUUGUAAGAUGCGUGAAAUAUGUCGAAUAAUACGAAUGUGGAGGUCCUCAUUGCUGGAGGGAUCGCUGCUUUCACUAUCGAUCUGCUAGCGUAUCCUUUGGAUACUUUGAAGACGCGAUUCCAGAGUAAAGACUACAAAAGGAUCUACUAUGACCCGGCCAAAAAUGCCGUGAAUAAGGCGGUUCUGUUCAGGGGAUUGUACCAGGGCGUAGGGAGCGUGAUCCUCGUUACUUUACCCUCAUCGGGAAUCUUCUUCACAACAUAUGAAGCCGUCAAGAGCGGUUGUAUUAAAAUCAACCCAACACAGAGCGGGUCGCAACAUCCAUUAGUUCCGCUACCAAUUGUCCACUCCGUAGCCUCAUCUGUAGCUGAGCUUGCAUCAUGUCUGAUUCUCACACCGGCAGAGGUCAUUAAACAAAAUGCACAGAUGGUACGGCGGCCAGCUGGCAGCCACCACUCUAGCUUCAAGCAAUCACCAACCUACCAAGUCCUGCAACAUUUUAAGAAGCCAACUCAGUUGCUCAGGGGCUACACCUCCCUAGCAGCUCGGAACCUCCCAUUCACGGCAAUGCAGUUCCCCAUGUACGAGCACUUAAAACGGACUAUCAAUUCCAGUAGGCAGAAGAAGGGCAAGGCAACGGGGUCAAUCUCGGAAUUAGCAGCCGUCACGGCGGUCAGCGCAAGUGCGGCUGGCUCAGUCGCAUCGUUUAUCACAACGCCACUAGACGUCGUGAAGACACGGGUCAUGCUCUCAGCAAUGGACAAGCGCAGCGAUAACAGCAGCACGAAGCCAGCCGGCUCAGUAUCUCCUGGAAAGGGAAGCGCUCCUGCACGAGCAAGCCGCGGCGUGAAUAUUGACGUGGCACGACGAGUGCUUUCCGAAAGCGGUGUCAAGGGCCUCUUCCGCGGAGCAAGCUUGCGAUCCGCCUGGUCUGCGUUGGCAAGCGGGCUGUAUCUCGGGGUCUACGAGAGCAUGCGGAUGUGGCUCGGGGAGCGGCGGGUAGGGACGGAUGUAUGAGGAUGUGAUAGGGAGGGAAUUCUUGGAGGAGGAGGGGAGUGUGGAGUGUGGAGGGG
Messenger RNA from Pseudogymnoascus destructans, 1109 nucleotides. RefSeq lists its product as uncharacterized. The coding region runs from base 55 to 1053 and encodes 332 amino acids. Gene Ontology annotation, molecular function: S-adenosyl-L-methionine transmembrane transporter activity. The record is from RefSeq and is a predicted model, not a curated record. The transcript has 3 exons. NCBI's taxonomy places the organism in Eukaryota, Fungi, Ascomycota, Leotiomycetes, Thelebolales, Thelebolaceae. Gene Ontology annotation, cellular component: mitochondrial inner membrane.